Messenger RNA from Pseudocercospora fijiensis CIRAD86, 748 nucleotides. RefSeq lists its product as uncharacterized. The record is from RefSeq and is a predicted model, not a curated record. The coding region runs from base 23 to 682 and encodes 219 amino acids. Lineage: Eukaryota; Fungi; Ascomycota; Dothideomycetes; Mycosphaerellales; Mycosphaerellaceae. Gene Ontology annotation, biological process: glutathione metabolic process. Gene Ontology annotation, molecular function: glutathione peroxidase activity; glutathione transferase activity. The transcript has 2 exons. Gene Ontology annotation, cellular component: mitochondrion; peroxisome.
GAGGAAGUAAUAAUUCGCAACUAUGGGCAAAUCAAUCACGUUGUACGUGGACAUCGUGUCGCCAUUCGCUUACAUUGCGUAUUGGUUGACCAGGAACUCCCGCGCCUUCUCCUCCAUCCAAAUCAAAUAUGUCCCCAUCCUCCUUGGCGGCAUAAUGCAAUCCACAGGCAACACCCCACCCAUCAACAUCAAAAACAAAGACAAAUGGAUUGGUAAAGAACGAGUUCGUUGGGCCAAAACCUUCGGGGUCCCCAUGUCAGACUCCAUGCCCGAGCCUUUCCCUCAACCCACCGUCAACGCCCAGCGAGCUCUCUGCUACCUUUACAACAAAAGCCAGGACGACGUGAUCAAAGGCAUCGACGCGCUAUACGAAGCUUUCUGGGUCAAGAGCAAGAAGUUCAAUGAUAUGGGUACGAUUGAGGAGGCUUUGGGUACCAAGUUUGGGAAGAGUGAGGUUCAGGAGAUUUUGAAGGGUAUGAAGGGUGAUGAGGCGAAGAAAGCACUCAGAGAGAACACUGAUGAGGCUUUGAAAGAGGGGUGUUUUGGUUUGCCUUGGUUUGUGGCGGAGAAUGAGAAGGGGCAGAAGGAAGGGUUUUGGGGGGUGGACCAUAUUGGUCAGGUAAUGGAGUUUUUGGGUGUUGAGCUUGAGAGUGAGGGUGGGAGGUAUAGGAGUAUGUUGUAAGUUAACAUCGACAGAAUCAUGAGGUUUGUUCUUGUUGGCCUUUCACGGUCACGGAUCUACCACUAG